AUGUCCGAUUCAGAAAAGUCUGACGCUAUUCCACCGGCCGCAGCCCGCAGCAGUGACACCAUUCAUGGUGUGAAACUUGACAAUAACGCCUUCCAAGUCUUCGAGACGCGCGAGGGAGCCGUCAACUUUCGCACCGUCAGUGUGUUGUGCUUCACCCGGUUCCCGACAUCAGCCUACACAAGUUGGCUAAUAAAGUGUAAGGAUGGAUCCAUGCCUCAGCCAUCUUCCUCAAAGACAGUGAUAUUUGCAACGGACGUUCUUACCAUUCCUUCUGCAAUGUUCGUCUUGGGGGCGCUUCCGGGUGCCCUCAUUGUUCGUGGAUGGUUUCUGAACACGCAUUGUGCCACUAUCCAGGGCAACUUUCGCAACUCGCAUGCCGGCUGCCAUUCCAUUGCGGACAUGGCCAAGGUGAUUGGCGGAUUGUGGUUAAAGGAGGUCACGGGAGUCUUCUUCCUCGUGACGUACAUUAUUGUCUUCACAUCGAGAAUUUUCGGUGGCUCUCGGCGCCUUGUCAAGUCAUGCCGUCUGCGCAAACUACUUUAUGCUGAUGGCUACCGCCCUGGUGUUUCUCAUGAACAGUAUUCGCAAGUUGAGAAAAUUGCACGGCUCACCUGGCUUGGCUUCCUCUUGGACCAUGUUCUCAGUGUUGGUGGCAUGACGCAAGAUUGUCCAGCGGCCGCUCCUCAGACCGGCGGCUUUGAUCUCCUUUACCACGUCAUUGGGAAUCCAACUUUCAUCGCCGGCAUUACUUCAGUUGCUCAUACUUUCUGCUCCAGAGCCGGAACAUCAACUUUCCUUCCCGGCAUCUCCGAAAUGAUAAAGCCGCGAGACUAUAACAAGGCGUAUACCUGUGCAUGGGCAUCGUGA
Metarhizium robertsii ARSEF 23 is the source of this 867-nucleotide messenger RNA. RefSeq names its product transmembrane amino acid transporter. The transcript has 3 exons. The record is from RefSeq and is a predicted model, not a curated record. Bases 1 to 867 code for a protein of 288 amino acids. NCBI's taxonomy places the organism in Eukaryota, Fungi, Ascomycota, Sordariomycetes, Hypocreales, Clavicipitaceae.